UUGCUUCAAUAUUUUUUUCAUAUUUAUUUUAUUUAUUUUCUUCUUAUCCUCAUUCGCACAGCAAGUUGGACAAACAAGGCUAAAAAGCAUAUACAUCGUUUCCUUAAAGGGGGCAGUUCCAUUAUGCCCAAAUCUUUUCUGAUCAAAUGUGGUAAAAAGAUGUUGACCACUCACGCUGACCCUAAGGACCAGCGAAGGAUGCCGGACGUAACGCUUCAAGAUGUCUAUCGGAGUGCUUUUACGUUCGUUAAUCCCUCACAAAAAACAUCAGUUGCUGCCAAGGAGCCAGGUUCAACCACUAAUAUGCCUUGUUCAUUGGUGAUUAAGAAAGAAGAAGCCACUCGUAUUACUACAGUUGGUGGAGACUACACGGCAUUUCGACCCUGGAUCGAUAACGACUCAAAGUCACUUCAAGGUACUGUGUAUGUACCAGGCAAGUACCCUAUACAGAACAUGUACCAAAACAGCUUAAAUACCAACCAGAACGGUCUGCCAUUUGUAACACCACCACCGCCAGUGUCCCAAGAUACCAGCCGCUCAUUAUUUACAGAUAUUUACUUGACCAAAAAGAACGUUUACGGAGACCAAGUUGUAGCACCACCUCUCCCAUUUACGCUCGAUUACCAAUUUUGGUACCAAAAUCCCUUGAAUAAGCCAAAUAGUUAUCCAGAGAACUUAAACUUCCUUGAGUGUAAUGGCAGUAUAGUUACGUCAUCAACACCUUCGCUACCGUCAUCAUCAACUUCAUCACCAAUGUUGACUGUUAACCCCACAUCGUCAAUAUCUUCCGUUUCUUCUUCCGCUUCCUCAUCAUCAACGUUAGCGUCCGUAUCUUCCAUUUCAUCGUCAUAUCCGAAUUCCCUAUCGACCUCGUCAACUUUAGCGUCCUCUUCAUCGUCAUCAUCGUCGUUGUCAUCAUCGUCAUCAUCGUCGUCGUCGUCGUCGUCGUCAUUUUCGUCCAACUUGCUCUCGUCUAGUCAAGGGUCGUCAGCUAUCCCAGAAUUACGUAGUGUUCCGGAUGGCGGAAGUGAGCAUCUGAGCGACAACGGUUAUAAUAACUAUGGCAACAGCAACAAUAACAUCAUCAUCAACAACAACAACAACAACAACAACAACAGCAUCAGUAAUAUAAAUAGUAUUCAUGUAGAUAGACAGGCCAUCCAUUACGACAUCCUCAACAAUAACCCAAACAAUAACAUUAAUAAUAACAACAAUAAUAUUAAUAAUAAUAAUAAUAAAAGUUGUAGUAACAACAACAACAGCAACAACAAUAACAGUAAUAGUAACAAUAAUAAUACUAAUAAUAGUUGCCAUCUACACAGUAGCAUGGCAGCCCCAGACUCCACUUCAUCGACGUUUGAAUGUAUCAACUGCAAUAAACUAUUUGGUACACCUCAUGGACUCGAAGUGCAUGUACGAAGAUCUCAUACAGGUUCAAGACCCUAUGCGUGUGAUGUGUGCCAGAAGACGUUCGGUCACGCGGUCAGUUUGAGUCAUCAUAGGUCAGUCCACACUCAGGAGCGAACGUUCGAGUGUCAGCAAUGCGGGAAAUCUUUUAAAAGGUCUUCAACGCUUUCCACACAUUUACUGAUACAUAGCGAUACUCGACCAUAUCCGUGCCCUUAUUGUGGCAAAAGGUUCCAUCAGAAAUCUGAUAUGAAGAAACACACCUACAUACACACAGGAGAAAAGCCACAUCGGUGUUUGCAGUGCGGUAAAGCUUUUAGUCAGUCAUCAAAUCUAAUCACACACAGUCGCAAACACACCGGAUUCAAACCGUUCGCCUGUGACAAAUGCGGUCGGGCUUUCCAGCGUAAAGUCGACCUACGACGACAUACGGAAACUCAACACCUGAACUCAAGUCUCACAAAGCAAGCGUCGCUGCUCCGAGUGGUCUCCGUACAGGAACAUGUGACGUCACUAUGAUGCGACUGUCAUGCGUUUCAUUGUUAGUUAUGCACUCGAGAACGCGGGCGCUCACUCACACACACACACACACACACAUACGCACGGACAUGCACGCAUAAACAUGCACACGUAUACACACUCAUGCAUGUACAAACACAUAUGUAAUUAUUUACACACACACAUUGCACAUACACAGACAUUCACGUAGAAACGCACUUGUAUUUACGCACACGUGUUUGCAUGACUGCGUAUGAAUGAAUGUAUGUAUAUGUAUAUAUAUGUAUAUAUGUAUAUACGUAUAUGUAUGCAUGUAUAUAUGCAUAUGUAUAUAUGUAUAUAUGUAUAUGUAUGC
Molecule: messenger RNA, 2260 nt
Organism: Octopus bimaculoides (California two-spot octopus)
Lineage: Eukaryota; Metazoa; Mollusca; Cephalopoda; Octopoda; Octopodidae
Biological process (GO): regulation of gene expression
Cellular component (GO): nucleus
Source: RefSeq, a predicted model, not a curated record